AUGACCGUCAAUCAGACAAGCAUCGAGAAGCGUGGCGAGGAAAUCCUCAACAUCUUCAACACGGCCUUUGGAGACCUCCUCGCCAACGACCCUGCUGCUUUCCAGGGCAAGUUCCGCAAGAUGGCAGCCUCAGCCUUUGCUUUCUAUCGUGGAUCUGCUUGUCUCUUCUACCACGAUGUCGAGCUCGGGGAGCAGAAUGGACCUUUCUUGGACGACAAAACCAAGAAAAUUUGGAUUCACGGUGAUUUACAUGCAGAGAACUUCGGCAGCUAUAUGGACUCCCAGGGCAGUUUAAUCUUUAACGUCAAUGAUUUCGACGAGGCCUAUGUUGGCCCCUUCACCUGGGACAUAAUGCGCUUCUCCGCCUCUAUCGCUCUUAUUGGAUACGCCAAAGCUCUCAGCGACCAGCAGAUUACGAAGCUCGUGACGGCAUACGCCGAAGCGUACCGUGAACGCAUCCAUACCCUAGCUGCCCACAAAGGCCAAGACGAUGCGGCACCGCGCUUCACCCUGGAUACCGCUCAAGGCCCAUUGCUAGAGGUCCUGCACACUGCUCGCGCACAAACACGGAUUGGAUUGCUUAACGGGAUGACGGAAAUCCACGAUUCGGAGCGGCGGUUCACUCCCGGUGGUGGCGCAAUCCAGCUGGACUCUGCCACACGCGACAAGGUCGUGAAGGCGUACCACCGCUAUCUCGAGACACUUCCCAAGUCGUGGCACAUCUGUCCUGGCCAGUACCGCAUCAAGGAUAUCGUGGGCCGUCGUGGUGUAGGUAUUGGCUCUGCAGGUCUCCCGUCCUACAACCUUCUGCUUGAAGGCACGAGCCAGGCGCUCGAGAACGACGUGGUGAUCUACAUGAAACAGUCCGCUGCGGCCGCGGUCUCGCGACACGUCGAAAAUGCCGCCGCCGCCGCCUAUUUCCACCAUGAGGGCCACCGGACUGUCAUCUCGCAGCGUGCUCUGCAGGCGCACGCCGACUCUCGGCUCGGCUGGACCGAGAUCGAUGGUGUGGGCCACCUGGUUGCGGAGGUCUCUCCUUACGCCGUGGACCUGGACUGGUCCGAAAUCAACGACGUGGAGAAGAUGGCCGCAGUGGCUGCUGAUCUUGGGCGGGCCACCGCUAUGAUGCACGCCGCUGGGGAUGAUGAUGAACUUCACUCGGGGCUCGUGCCUUUCUCACCCGAGCAAGCCAUUGAUGCUUGUAUCUCAGCUGAUGAGUCCCGCUUUGCAGACUUCCUCAUCAAGUUUGCCCAUGAGUACAGCGCGCAGACUCGCCGAGACCACCAGAUCUUCAUCGAUCUGUUCCGCAAUGGCCGCAUUCCUGGCUUACCCACUGACAGUGACUGA
Molecule: messenger RNA, 1347 nt
Organism: Penicillium mononematosum
Lineage: Eukaryota; Fungi; Ascomycota; Eurotiomycetes; Eurotiales; Aspergillaceae
Product: DUF2252 domain-containing protein
Exons: 1
Coding region: 1-1347 (448 amino acids)
Source: RefSeq, a predicted model, not a curated record